Nerophis lumbriciformis (worm pipefish) is the source of this 3180-nucleotide messenger RNA. Lineage: Eukaryota; Metazoa; Chordata; Actinopteri; Syngnathiformes; Syngnathidae. The record is from RefSeq and is a predicted model, not a curated record.
AUGUCCGCUUUCAGUUGGACCGCGGUGGUCCUCACCUGCCAGCACAAAGACAGUGUGGACGCCUUCCGGAGAGAGUUGCUGUUGCGUCAGCGCGGCGGUUUGGUGAGCGCCGGUACGAUGCUGCUGACGGUACCGGACCGCCGGGAACCGUUGGGCAGCGGGGGAGCCACGCUCAACGCCCUCCUAGUGGCCGCCGAACACCUGAGUAGUCGGGCGGGAUACACGGUGGUGACGGCUGACGUUCUGGACGACGCUCGCAUCCUCGUCCUCCACACGGGUCGCGAUUUCCCGUGGAGCCCUUGCAGCCGAGCCUUUUCCUGGCUGCCGGCGGAGGAUCCGUCUCUCUCGGCGCAGGCCCCCGUCUGCUGCGUGGACGUGCUGUUGACUUGCCUCGCCCGACAGGUCUGCCCCGGUUCUCCUCCCGGCGUUUGGGUUUGCAGCACCGACAUGACGUUCACCCUCCCCGAAGAUUUCGCGUUGUCUUGGGAAAACUUCUCCGGCGUUCUGGCCGUGGCGCUCCCCGGCGACGUGUCCUACGCCGUCGAUCACGGCGUCUACUUGAGCGACGGAAAGGGCGGCGUCGGAGACAUCGUUUACAAGGGCAGCCCGGAGAGCGUCCGGCGAGCGCUGAUGCACGAUGGGAAAGUUCCUCUGGUGUCGGGUCCAGUUUUCUUCAGCCGCGCAGUGGCCGAGAAGCUCCUGCAGAUGCACGUGACGCCUCCUCUGGACGGUUGCACCUACCUGGGCUUGGAUUCUGGCGCUCCGCCUCUCCAGCUGUCCCUCUUCUUGGACAUCCUGAAGUGUCUGUGCCGGGACGUGAGCGAGGAGCAGUUUGUGGACGGCGCUCCCGCGCCACAGGGGGCGACCGUGCGGCGCGGCAGAAAGGAGCUGUGGCGCAUCAUGAGAGGGACAGCGCUCCGCCUGGCAUAUGUUCCGGGAGGUCGCUACGACUACAUGACGCUGUCCGGGAAGCAGCACAUCCUCCGUUUGACCCGUGAGCCCACGGGGGGAAAUGCCCUCUCACACAUCCAGGUGGAAAGCGACGUGAGCCCAGGCGCGCGGGUUAUCAACAGUGUUCUGGAAGGCUCGGUCGCCGUGGCCGCCGGCUCCGUCGUGCAACACUGCCACCUCCAGGGUCCGCUGCGUGUCCCUUCCGGUUGUCUGCUGUCUGGCCUGGAGGCGUCACCUGAUGCGGGACGACUGGCGCUGCGCCAGGACGUCAUCCUUCAAGGACAUCGCGUCCUACUGGGAAAUCGCAAGCUGACAGUCUACACCGUGAUGGGAGCGCUGGACGACCUGGAGCUGUGCUGCGACGACGAAGGCGCGUCCUUCCUCAACGCGCCUUGGAGCGUCUUUUUCAGCACCACCGGCGUCAGGCCGGAAGACCUCUGGGCGUCGGGAGAACGGCGCUCCCUGCUGGACGCGCGCCUCUUCCCCGGCGAGGGCGCGGCGUGGGGCGCGGCCUGGCUGCUGGGCAGAGGAGGCCGCGCUCGCCGUUGGCGCCGGGCCCGCCGGCUGUCCCUGAAGGAGGUCCUGUCGCACACGCGACAGGAGGCGGAGCUCCGGCGGAGGGAGGCUCUGCUGUUCCUGGCGGGCAGGAAGCGGGUGCGGGACGCCCUGAUCCGGCCGGGCCAGGUCUGCCUGCUUCCCAUUUUCAGGGCCGCCGUAGCGGGCGGCCAGCAGGCGGCGCUGCUCGGCCUACUGGACGAGUUCUCCUGAAACAUCGGAACACACCCAGAGAUGGGCGUGUCGGCCCGCUGCCUGGCGUGCGUGGCAGACGUCUUGUCGUGUUGGGCCGAGGCGGAGGGCGGCGGCGGGCUGAGGAGCGGGCCGGCCGCCAACCGCGGCUGGAGCGCCGCCUACUCGCUGUUGGAAAAGGGCGAUCUGAAGGGCGGGGUCCGGGCUCUGGCGGCGCAGCGAGCACAUUGGCUGGGCAGGCCAGACCUGCUGGUGCGGGCGGCGCGCCACUACGAGGGCGCCGCUCAGGUUCUGCUCCGCCGGGCCGUGAUGUCGUCGCAGAAGUUUGCGGAAAUCAGCCAGGGGGAUCUCCCGCCUCACGAUCGGUGGCACGAAGCCGAGUGUCCCGCCAGGAUCGACCUCGCCGGCGGCUGGAGCGACACUCCGCCCCUGGCCUUCGAGCACGGCGGCUGCGUGACCAACGUGGCGGUAAAGAUCGACGGCCGGCGACCUAUCGGCGCCCGGGCGAGGCGCGUCCGGGCGCCGCGCCUCUUACUGGUCAGCCGCGCCGGGGGGCGGGACUCCGACGUGGCCACGGAGACGCUGUGCGAGACCGUGGAAGACCUCUGGGACUACUGCCAGCCCAACGCCCCCGGGGCUCUGCUAAAGGCGGCGUGCGUGUGCGCCGGCGUGGUGUCACCGUCCUCCCCGGAAACUCUUGAGUGUCAGCUGACGUCUCGCUGGGGCGGCGGUCUGGAGCUCCACGGAUGGUCGUCGCUACCCACCGGCUCGGGACUCGGUACCAGCAGCAUCCUGGCGGGGGCGUUGUUGGCGGCUAUCUACGAAGCCACGGGGCGGUCCUACAGCCGGGAUGCGCUCAUACACGACGUGCUGCACUUGGAACAAGUUCUCACCACAGGGGGCGGCUGGCAGGACCAGGUGGGAGGUCUGGAGGGCGGCAUCAAGGUGGGGCGCUCCCAAGCGCGCCUGCCGCUGCGGGUGCUCGCGGAGCGGCAGCGCACCCCGGACGGCUUCGUCCAGACCCUGGAGCGCCACCUCCUGCUGGUCUACACAGGGAAGACCAGACUGGCGCGCAACCUGCUGCAGGAUGUGGUGCGCAGCUGGUAUAGUCGUCUACCCGCGAUGGUGCGCAACGUCGGCGAACUGGUCGCCAAUGCCGAGGACUGUGCCAAAGCUUGCCAAGACGGUUGUCUGUCGGCGCUGGGCGUUUGCCUGGAUCGCUCGUGGCGUCACAAGAAGCGGAUGGCGCCGGGCUGCGAGCCGGCCGCCGUGCGAGCCGUGAUAGAGGCGCUGCGGCCUCUGGCGAUGGGGCAAUGCCUAGCCGGCGCCGGGGGCGGCGGCUUCCUCUGCCUGCUGACCCGCCUCCCCGACCGGAAGGACGCCGUCUUCGACGUCCUCGCCCGUACGCCGGGCGUGGGAGACUUCAGUGUCCACACGGUGCAAAUAGACACAGAGGGACUCACUGUACUCCGGCCAGUAUGA